CUUCUAUACUAUUUAUUUGAAACAGAAAUACAGAGCACCAUUUGGAAACAGAGAUAUAAAAGACCCAUUUUUGGUAAUACAAGUGAUGGAAAUGGCACAAGAGUUGCAUGUUCUGGCUGUUGAUGAUAGUCAUGUUGAUCGGAAAGUUAUUGAGCGAUUGUUGAAGAUUUCUUGCUGUAAAGUUACGGCAGUGGAAAGUGGAACGAGGGCUUUGCAGUAUUUGGGGUUGGAUGGAGAGAAGAGUUCUAUGGGGAUCGAUGGUUUGAAGGUAAAUCUGAUACUGACGGACUAUUCUAUGCCUGGGAUGACUGGCUAUGAACUUCUCAAAAAAAUCAAGGAAUCAUCGGUGUUGAGCAAGAUCCCCGUUGUUAUUAUGUCAUCUGAAAAGAUUUUACCUCGCAUUGAUAGAUGUUUGGAGGAAGGUGCUGAAGAAUUUCUCCUGAAGCCUGUUAAGCUGUCUGAUGUUAAACGUCUACGAGACUUCAUCCUGAGAGGCGAAGGGGAUGACAACAAAGAAACAGAGAAGAAUAUCAAACAAGUAUGUUCUAGAAAAAGAAAAUUUCUAGACGAUUCAACCACACAAUCAAUGCUAUCUGCUGUAGUUACAGUCCAUGACAUUGAGUCGUCAUCACCAGAAUCUUCAGCAUCAUCAGAAUCUCAACAGCCUUUGUCAAAGCAAUCCAAGAUUGGAUAGCGCAGGAUAUAGAAGAUAUGACCCAGAUACAUAAUUUUUUGCUG
Messenger RNA from Solanum verrucosum, 738 nucleotides. RefSeq names its product two-component response regulator ARR5-like. The coding region runs from base 86 to 694 and encodes 202 amino acids. NCBI's taxonomy places the organism in Eukaryota, Viridiplantae, Streptophyta, Magnoliopsida, Solanales, Solanaceae. Gene Ontology annotation, biological process: cytokinin-activated signaling pathway; phosphorelay signal transduction system. The transcript is spliced from 5 exons. The record is from RefSeq and is a predicted model, not a curated record.